Messenger RNA from Xenopus tropicalis (tropical clawed frog), 679 nucleotides. Its product is annotated as alpha-parvin-like. The transcript has 4 exons. Lineage: Eukaryota; Metazoa; Chordata; Amphibia; Anura; Pipidae. The record is from RefSeq and is a predicted model, not a curated record. The coding region runs from base 50 to 307 and encodes 85 amino acids.
GUGACGCCUCAGCCCCGCCCCGCUGUUCAGCUCUGCGCCUUUCCCAGCCAUGGCAACGUCCCCCCAAAAGUCUCCUUCCAGCCCGAAAUCCCCCACCCCAAAGUCUCCCCCCUCCCGGAAGAAAGAUGACUCGUUCCUGGGCAAGUUGGGGGGCACCCUGGCCCGGAGAAAGAAGGCCAAAGAGGUGAGCUGCGGCGGAACUCUGACCGUGCCGGUGGGAAUUUCUCCAGCCCCGGAUACACAGAAGCCGUACCCUCCUUUCAGUGACUGUACCUGGACUAUGAUUGCCCCGGUGGGGUACAAGUGAUAGCAAUGGUGGAAGGGGAAUGACGACGAAUGAUGAUGUUCUUCCUGGAUAAAACAGAGAGAAGAUCAGAAACAAAUAUUUCACAGCGCAACUGAACGCAAAGUUUGUAAAAGUUCCUUUACUACUUACCUGGCAGAUGUUGGUCUCAGGGGUCGGCGGCUCUGGGCAGAUGUCAAUGCCACAUCCAACCGACGGAACCUGAUUAAGAGAGGAAAAUAAAUCAGAUUCACACAUUUCUGGAUUUUUCACCAAAAACCUCAAUCCUCAUUUUCACAAGAAUUUCCAUGUGCUUACAAACAAUACAAAUCAUGGAAACCCCUUGAGCCAAAUAUUCAAUAAAGGCUACAAUUUGCCCAGCGCGGCUCCCACUGA